Messenger RNA from Dermacentor silvarum, 2079 nucleotides. Its product is annotated as sulfotransferase ssu-1. Gene Ontology annotation, cellular component: cytoplasm. The record is from RefSeq and is a predicted model, not a curated record. Gene Ontology annotation, molecular function: sulfotransferase activity. NCBI's taxonomy places the organism in Eukaryota, Metazoa, Arthropoda, Arachnida, Ixodida, Ixodidae. The coding region runs from base 935 to 1951 and encodes 338 amino acids. Gene Ontology annotation, biological process: sulfation. The transcript is spliced from 2 exons.
ACGACACCACCACGGCCCUCAAUUCUCCAGCAACUCGGAUCGUCGCGGUUGCCGCGCGGCCACUGCUACUGCCGUUGGGCACUCCCCGCGCCCUCUGUGUGACGUCACACCACGGUCCUCGAUUUGGAAGGGGCGAGCUCGCGUCGCCGCAGCCAAAGUUGAGGCCGCAGUAUGGAUGGUGUCUAACUACAAGCGAAGCCUAAGCGCAGCCGGGGGUCUGUAGCUAUCGCUACUCGACUAGGUUUACCCAAAGCUAAACCACAGCCAAUUUUUCUUCGAACAGCUACUGUAGAACAAUGAUGCCAACCAACCGCGCAUCUAGAGUGACCUAUGUCGGCAUGAAAGAGGUUCGUAGGAGAACGGCACUUAUGUACGUAUUGGCAUAUACCCAGUGAGCGAAGUCGGUCCGAUGAUUGGUUUCCAACCCUGUUACCUCGAGCAGCACAGCAUGUCCGAUGCGCUAACCAUUCGAACUCGGAAUAUACCCAGUGACCCAAGUUGGAGGUGUGAAUACGGUUAGAUACAUUGAUACAAACAUGCAUAGGUAGAUAGACCACCCCCGCAAGGCGCGUGAAGUACCUUAGAAUGGCAACGCAUUAAAACGGGAAACCAACCUCCAUCUUGCCCGUUUCCUUUGUUCUUUUUUUUUAUUUUUUAUUUCCGCCACAACAAUAGCUUCAUGAUGCUUGCGUCGCAAGGAAUUUGAGAAGAUGUCGGCGUCCACUGUGAAAGCCCGCUGUUGCCACAGUAAUGAAGUUCAGUGCUCGAGAAAAAUCCGCAAUUUCUUCUUUAAGACUUCUUUCACUGGACCGGACAUUUCUUUGUGGCGGGAGCGUUGUUCUCACGAUUACCCCACUUCAGACGAUAGCAUGCACGAUCUCUUCCUGUCGGUGUUUCACGCAGUUACAGGUGACGCAAUCGAAAUCAGCCUGCAAUGGUGUCAUCGAGCAACCCGACAGAAGAGCAAACGGGCAAGAAAGACCUCGAAGAGGCGUCCAAGGUCGGACCUCCGCACAAGAACGCCUACAGACAUUUCGAAGGUCUGCAUGUCAGCAAUCUGUUCACGGAUCGAAACAUGCGCUCUGCCCUGUCCUACAAACCGCUUGAUGGGGAUGUCUUUGUCGUGAGCUACCCAAAGUGUGGCACAACAUGGAUGCAACAUAUCGUGUACUGCAUAUUCCACGACGGCGUGCCCCCUGCGAACCUCACGGAAUUCAUGAACAUGACUCCGUUUUUGGAGCUUCUAGGAGCCGAGGGCGCGCAGGCUAUGCCACGACCAAAUGCCAUCAAAACUCACCUACCGUUCACCAAGCAGCCUUAUUUUGCAAAGGCCAAGUACGUCUACAUCACCCGGAACCCGUACGACUGCUGCGUGUCCUUCUACUACCACACGAAGAACAAGCCGAUGUACCAGUUCGAGGACGGCACGUUCGACCAGUUCUUCGACAUGUUCGUCGAAGGAAAAGUGGACUUCGGUGACUACUUCGACCACCUCUUGUCUUGGUACGAACAUCGCGGGGACAGCAACGUCCUCUUCGUCACUUACGAAGACCUUAAGAAGGACACGCGUGGCUGGGUGCUCAAAGUCGCGGACUUCCUGGGUAAGGAGUACGGAGACAAAUUGAGACAGAGCCCGGAUAUCUUCGAGAAGAUUAUGACUGCGAUUAGCGUCGACUCCAUGAAGAAGAUUAACGCCGAGAUGAACAACUGGGGCAAGGAUUUGACCAGUGUUCCCCUGGAGACGCUGCCUGAAGGGAUGAAGUCUUUGGUGGAAGCCAUGGGGUCUCUGCUAGACAAGCCAAUCAAGGGAGACUUCGUGAGGAAAGGCAUUGUGGGGGACUGGAAGAACCACUUUUCGCCGGAGCAGGUCGCCAGGAUGAAAGAGCGAAUAGCACUCAAGACAGCCGGCAGUGAUGUCAUGGACCUGUGGAAAGACGCGGGCUUGCCCUAAAUAUGAUUUGCAAGCUGGCGAUAUUGCGGUCUGACUGUCGAAACCUCUGAGGCACGAGGAGACUGGUCAUCUAUGCGUUCUUUCUUCCAUAAGCCCCAUCUAGCGAAUAAAGAAACGUAAGGUGGGGC